UCGGCGUGACAAACGAACGCUUUACCAACUAGGUUACCCCAGCGUUCCGCCAUGUGAAGUAACUGAUGUUAUGAUUCACCUGAAUAUAUGAAAAUCUAUAACAAGUUGAUGUAAUUAAUGUCUGUAUUUCAGUUCAACAUUUCCCAGAGUGUGAUCGGUGUCAUUUAUGCCACAUGCCCGGGGGCUUAUUCAGUAUCGUGUAUGGUCAGUGCAUCAAUUCUGGAAAGAAAUGUGCCUGCAGUUCCAGUGUUAGUGACCGGAAUAUGUUGCUUAGCAAUUGACUUUUUGUUCAUCGGACCAGCUCCCAUCUUAUCGUUUGUGGAAAGCACAUUGUGGCUGAGCAUACUGUCUAUGGGGCUGGUUGGGAUAUUUACAGCUGCCGUCGUUACCAGUGCUGUUAAAUAUAUCUUCAAACAAGCAAGAAACUUGGGAUAUGACAAUAGCAAUUCCACAUUCGGUCUGUUGUCGGGCUUGAUUCAGUCACCCACCUAUUUUGGGUCAUUCAUUGGCCCUCUAUUGGGUGGUGCUCUGACAGAACAUUUUGGAUUUGCCUGGGCCAUGACAUGGAGCAUCCUUGUGAUUAUGUUACCGCUGCUACUGUGUUGUACACUGAUCUGCUUCAGAUCGUGGCAUGUAUGGCAACCGUCGAUUCUAAAGCAAGACAACUACGUAACACUGGAAGGAAAUUAGCACCAAAUGGACUUUUGUCGUCUUUACUUUAUAUUGGAUUGGAUUGGUUGGUUGGUUAUUUAACGCUGCACUCAGCAAUAUUCCAGCUAUAUGGCGGCGGUCUCUACACAAUCGAGCCUGGAUCAGACAAGCCAACAAGAGCAUCGAUCUACGUAAUUGGGAUACGAUGACAUGUGUCAGCGAUCCUAAUAUUGGAUUCCAACAACCACAAGAUUGUCAACAUUUAACCGUGUACCUGUACACAUUCUGUACAGCUCACAUGCCAAUGUGAGGGUCCUUGAAGAGGAGGAGGGCACCUUUUGAGUUCUUCAAGGCUAAACACAUGGUUCAAUGCAAAUCUGGCCUAUGUCAACAUCCCGACGACAGUCAAGACGUUUCGGAACAUUGAGAUCAAUUUGUAUGUUCCGUAAACCACGUUUAAACUGUAUAGUUUUAGGCUGUCGUUAAUUUGUAAGUUGGGUUUCAGUAAGAACAGAUUAAUGAAUUAUUGUCAGAUAUUACUAUCCAGAGUUUAUUUAUAUUUAUAUAUAACCUGUACACGUAGCAAUUGUACUUUAUCCUCUGGAUGAAGCGGCGGGAAGGUAGCCCAGUAGUUAAAGCGUUCACUCGUCACGCCGAUGGCUCAGGUCCAUUCCCUAGAUGGGUACUAUGUGUGAAGCCCAUUUCUGGU
Messenger RNA from Haliotis rubra (blacklip abalone), 1360 nucleotides. RefSeq names its product MFS-type transporter SLC18B1-like. Gene Ontology annotation, biological process: transmembrane transport. The transcript has 6 exons. Bases 118 to 690 code for a protein of 190 amino acids. NCBI's taxonomy places the organism in Eukaryota, Metazoa, Mollusca, Gastropoda, Lepetellida, Haliotidae. The record is from RefSeq and is a predicted model, not a curated record. Gene Ontology annotation, molecular function: transmembrane transporter activity.